GUAGGCAAUUAAGGGAAGAACCUCUCUCUCUCUUACAGAGUUUCAUCUCUCUCUCUCUCUAAAAAGUUGAAGAAGACAAUAAAAUGAUUGAAGCCUUUAUAAUCUCACCAAGUCAAUAGUGUAUUAUUGGGCUUCUCAAAUCUCCUCUCUUCUUUUUCCCUUCUUCUACUUCUGCUCUAAAGAAAAGAAAGAGAUUCAUCCAUCCAUCCAUCCAUCAAACCCCAUCACUUUUACAAAUAAAUAUUACCAACCUUUAAAUUCAACACCUUCCUCUCUUUUCUUCUCAAAACCAACAUAUAUAUAGAGAGAGAAAUAGAAAUAGAGAGAGAUUGUGGUUCUGAAGAGUGAGAAAGAAAGUAAAAAAAAAAACAAAGAAAAAGAAAUGGCUCUGGAAGCACUGUCUUCGACAGAGCUGUUGAACUUCAUCAUGUACGAUUCCAAUCUCUCAGCUCCACCAGUUCCUCCUCCUCCAUUCUGCAACGAUUCCUCCGACAACUCUCCUCCGGCGGCGGCGGCGGAGUCCGGGAGGAAGAAGCGGCGGCGGAGGCCCAAAGUGUGCAAGAACAAGAAGGAAGCGGAGACGCAGCGAAUGACCCACAUUGCCGUCGAACGCAACCGCCGCAAGCAAAUGAAUGAACACUUGGCUGUUCUCAGGUCUCUCAUGCCCGAAUCUUAUGUCCAAAGAGGUGACCAAGCUUCGAUUGUUGGUGGAGCCAUAGAGUUUGUGAAGGAACUUGAGCACAUUUUGCAGUCACUUGAGGCCAAGAAGUAUUCAUUAUUGCUCAAAGGAAAUGGCCAAGAAAACAAGGACCACAUCCCUAAUCCAAACCCUAACCCUAACCCUAAUCCAAAUCUUGAUCAUCACAAUGAUCUUGUCGACACCAACCAAUCCAUUUUGGGAAGCCCUUUUGCUCAAUUCUUUGCAUACCCUCAAUUCAGCUGUUCCCACAACCACAACAACAACAAUCAUUUGGGCAACAAAUUCUCAUCCCAAACCAAGGCUGCCAUUGCCGACAUCGAAGUCACCUUAAUCGAAACCCACGCCAACAUCCGGAUUCUUUCUCGCCGGAGGGUCCGCCAGCUGUCAAAGAUCGUCGCCGCCUUCCAUUCAGUCCUCCUCUCGAUUCUCCACCUCAAUGUCACUACCUUGGACGCAUUCGUGCUCUACUCCAUUAGCGCUAAGGUGGAAGAAGGUUGCCAACUGAACUCAGCAGAUGACAUAGCAGGAGCAGUUCAUCACAUGCUUAGAAUAAUUGAGGAGGAAGCAAUCCUAGGUUGUGACAACCUAAGUUUUAAUUAAUAAAUUAAUUAGUACAAUUUAAUUUGUUGUUAUUGAUGUUUAAUUUACAUUGUUUAAUCGGCUGUGAAUGUUUCUAUGAUCUUUGUUUUUAUUUCAUGUCCCUAUAUUUUUUA
Molecule: messenger RNA, 1413 nt
Organism: Andrographis paniculata
Lineage: Eukaryota; Viridiplantae; Streptophyta; Magnoliopsida; Lamiales; Acanthaceae
Product: transcription factor bHLH71
Exons: 3
Coding region: 383-1300 (305 amino acids)
Biological process (GO): regulation of transcription by RNA polymerase II
Molecular function (GO): DNA-binding transcription factor activity, RNA polymerase II-specific; RNA polymerase II cis-regulatory region sequence-specific DNA binding; protein dimerization activity
Source: RefSeq, a predicted model, not a curated record